AUGAGGUUCUCGAUUUCGCAGCUGUAUGAUACCCUGCCUGGCUUCUUUGUCGAAUUUGCUCUCCUCUUGACUGUCGCUCUAUCAUGGCAGUAUGUACGCCGCGAAGUCAAGCGUACGAAGGCACGCCGCCUCGGAUGCCUACCGGUCAAGACUCUACCUCAGCGACUACCUGACUUCGGCUUAACCAACAUCAUUCGUGUGAUGAAAGCUUUCAAAAGCGGCAAGCUCUUAGAGCUUACUGAAAGCAGAUUCCAAUCAGCGAGGGCAAGCACCGUCGCCGUCACCACGCUGGGCCGCACCACAAUUUGGACCAUGGAUCCCAAGAAUGUGCAAAGCAUUUUGGCUUUUGAUUUCAAAGCCUGGUCGAUUGGUUCACGAAGAAAAGGCGCGUUCAAAACUCUAUUGGGUAAAGGUAUUUUCACCAGUGACGGAGAUGAUUGGAAGCAUAGCAGGGAACUUUUACGACCCAGUUUCCUGAGGCGCAGGAUUACUAGCUUUCACGUUUUCGAACACCACAUCGGCGCUUUUUUGAAAUGCAUACCCUCAGACGGCAAAACAAUAGUUGAUCUCCAUGGAUUGUUCAUGCACCUUACCAUGGACAUAUCAACCGAAUUCCUGUUUGGGAAGAGCACUAGUAGGCUAUCUCAGCAGGAUGAUGAGAAGACCGCUUUAUUUGCUGCGGCAUUUGAACGAGCCCAAGAAGCCGCUGGCGCUGCUACCAGAAAUGGGCCAAUAGGAAAAAUCUUGGGCCUUGGUGGUACGUCGAAGGAUGUUGCACUCGUGCAUGACUUUGUGGAUAGCAUCAUUGCGGAUCGGUUGCUCGCGGAGAAAGAUUCAGGAUUGACUUCUUCUUCUGACUACAUUUUCUUGGACGAACUGAUCGAAAAGUUCAGUGAUCCUGUUAAAGUUCGUUCAGAGCUGCUGCAAAUCCUGCUUGCGGGUCGCGACACCACAGCGGCAAUGCUGACUAACUUUUGGUGGUGCAUUUCAAGACACCCGGAGGCGAAUUCAAGACUACGACAAGAAAUAGAGCAGUUACAAGGCACACAACCGACAUUUGAGCAGGUUAAAGAGCUCAGGUAUUUAUUGGCAGCCAUCAACGAGUCUUUACGAUUAUAUCCAGUCGUUCCAGUCAAUCUUCGUGAAGCGGUUGAGGACACAGUAUUGCCUGUGGGUGGAGGUGAAGACGGCCAGGCUCCUGUAUUUGUCCCAAAGGGCCAGGCUGUCAUGUGGAACUUAUGGACUAUGCACCGUCGUGAAGACGUGUACGGCUCUGACGCCGCGGACUAUAAGCCAGAGCGGUGGCUAGCGGGAGAACGAUCUCCUUUGCGCCCUGGCUUCGCAUUCUUGCCAUUUAAUGGUGGCCCAAGAAUCUGCCUAGGCCAGCAGUUCGCCCUGACCGAAGCAUCAUACAUUAUUGUCCGAAUGAUACAGGAGUUCGCUAUUAUCCAAGGAGUAUACGAUGGGCCGUGGCGUGAAAAAAUCACUUUGACGACCGUGAAUGCGACCGGUUUGCCUUACCUCAGCGAUAUUCCGCCAUUUCCUAUCGACAGGAUCAAGAACGUGAUACCUCUUGUGAAGAUACCUUUGAAAGAUAUCGAUGAUGCAGCUACCAAGAGGCAAAUCUGUGUGGCGUCAAGGACUCAUGGUUUCUUUCAACUCGACCUGCGCGGCUGUGAGGAUGGCGAAAAGCUCCUUUCAAAUGCCGAACAGCUCUUCAGCUUUUCCAAGAAAGCCUUCGUUGAAGUCCCGUGCGAGGAGAAGGAAGCUUCGUCCUUUUUCAAGAUAAGAAGCAUCCAUGGUUGGAAGAAAGCCGGCUUUGUCGACUCUAAAGACGUGCACAAGCGUAAGGACCGCAGUGAGAUGUUCCACGUCGGCAAGGAUGAUGCCAUACGCAUUGUUGAACGAGAUGAAAAGCCUAUGGUUGCGUAUCCGCACUUGUUGACCGACAAUGUUCGCAUGUUCUACGAUCUGAUAGUACGCUCUCACGAGACCGGUUCACGAUUGUUAUCUAUUGUUGCUCGAGACCUCGGUAUAGAUGCAGAUGACCUACUAGCGAGGCACGACAUUCAUCGGAAUAGUACCGACCAGGCCCGCCUCACCUUCACUCCUGCACUAGAGAAAAGGCCAGAACACGAAUCACACGAGGAAAAAGACUUGCAAAUAUCCUUACACGAGCACACUGACUUCGGCACGCUGACCUUGUUGUGGAACCAAGCUGGGGGCCUUCAGAUCCAAGACAAGAGUGGUCAAUGGUGCUAUGUAGAACCAUUGGAAGGCUGUUGUAUCUGUAACAUGGGCGACUCCAUGGUGGCUCUUACAGGUGGAAAGGUGAGCAGUGGCAACCACCGUGUUGUCGCAGCUCCUGGCGAGCAGGGUCUUGUAGAUAGAUAUAGCAUUGUCUAUUUCAUGAGGCCUAAUGACGUCGGCGUCGUGGAGGAUUUGUCUCCCGACGCAGAUCCUAAUGGUAAGAAAGUGACAGGCAAAGACUGGGUGCUCAACAAAGGCAAGGCUGUCACAAAAGAUUAUGGCGUAAAGAAGCCAUAG
Truncatella angustata is the source of this 2547-nucleotide messenger RNA. RefSeq names its product cytochrome P450. Bases 1 to 2547 code for a protein of 848 amino acids. The transcript has 2 exons. Gene Ontology annotation, molecular function: monooxygenase activity; oxidoreductase activity, acting on paired donors, with incorporation or reduction of molecular oxygen; iron ion binding. Lineage: Eukaryota; Fungi; Ascomycota; Sordariomycetes; Amphisphaeriales; Sporocadaceae. The record is from RefSeq and is a predicted model, not a curated record.